Molecule: messenger RNA, 1898 nt
Organism: Hyaena hyaena (striped hyena)
Lineage: Eukaryota; Metazoa; Chordata; Mammalia; Carnivora; Hyaenidae
Gene: ARMC12
Product: armadillo repeat containing 12
Exons: 9
Coding region: 307-1587 (426 amino acids)
Cellular component (GO): nucleus
Source: RefSeq, a predicted model, not a curated record
CGCUUCCGCUGGAGUAGCAAGCUGCAGGGAGGCCCCCCCCCCCGAAUCUGGUUCCUGGGCCAGGGAGGAGCUCGCACGUAUGGAUUGGCCCGUUUACCUACCGUCGCGACAUAAAUUCCCUCGUUCAGUUCUGACAGCAGCACUUCCUGCUAGUAGGGUCACGCUGGUUAAAUGGGCCUGGAGCACUCGUACCAGAUUCUCGCUCACUCUGGGUUGGAUUUUGACACUGUUGACAAGAGUCAUGAUUUUGACACUGUUUGGCAGAAGUCAUGAUUUGAACACCUACUAAGUACAGGACUCUGCCAGAUGUUGGAGAUGCAGGGAGAGCUGCUCUCAAAAGCUUUCGGCCAGACAGUUUCCUUUGUUGCCCAGGUUCUGAUUCUGGUACCCUGGUCCCGGCCCUGCCAGAGUUCUGGUUCCAGAAGGCCCUUGCCGGGUGCCUUGGGCCUAGCCCCCACCUGGGCGCAAGGCCACGCCAAAGACAUGGGCAUGAGCAUCCCCCACUGCCUGGGGCAACUGGACAUCCGCAAAGGGAUAGUGGGCUUGGCCACAGGGGCCGGGUUCAUCUACCUGCUCUACAAGGCCAUCAAGGCUGGCAUAAAAUGCCAACCUCCACUCUGCACCACCUCACCCAUCUGCAUCGCCCGUGAGUGUACGGGCCCUGGGGAGAGGGCUCGGCCCCAGGAGGCACCUGCUCCAGAGGUCUCCAGUGUGGGAGGGCCCAAAGGCCUGGCAAUCGAGCGAGAGCGGCACGGGCGGGACUCAGGUGAGCUCCGGAGGCUCCUCAACUCCCUGGAGUGCAAACAGGAUGAAUACGCCAGGAGCAUGAUCCUGCACAGUAUCACGCGCUGUGUGUACCUGCUGGAGGCCGAGGCCUCUGCUUGUACAACUGAUGACAUCCACUUGGUGGGCUCCAUGCUGGAUGACAAGGACAACAGUGUCAAAAUCCAAGCUUUGAACACACUUAAAGCUUUCUCCGGCAUCAGAAAAUUCAGGCUUAAAGUCCAGGAACACUCCUUCAAGGUUCUGGAACUGAUUUCCACCAUCUGGGAUUCGGAGCUACACAUUGCAGGCCUCAGACUCCUCAACAACCUCCCACUGCCCGACUAUGUGCAUCCACAGCUGAGACGGGUGAUGCCUGCCCUGAUGGAGAUCCUACAGUCAGACUAUAUCCUGGCACAGGUGCAAGCCAUAAGAUUGCUGAGCUACCUGGCACAGAAAAAUGACCUUCUCUAUGAUAUUCUCAACUGCCAGGUGCAUGCCAACUUCCUGAGCCUGUUUCAGUCCACACAGCCAGGGAGUCUGCUCUUUGAGGUACUGGUAUUUGCCGAGCGACUUAGUGAGGGCCGGAAUUCACCCCACUACCGCGCUGUGAAGUGGCAUUACAAUGAACAGUCUCUGCAUGAAGCUCUUUUUGGAGAUGAGUCACGACUGGCAGACCGGCUGCUCGCCCUGGUCAUCCACCCCGAGGAGGAGGUUCAGAUCCAGGCCUGCAAGGUCAUAGUCAGCCUGCAGUGCUCCCAGGAUGUGGGAGUCCGGCCCUCUGCCUGCCAGCCCAGUCAUUCCUACUUUAAUAGCGGGGAAUAAAAUUAAGGAGAGCCAAUAAAUGACUAUGGGAGAAAAGCUUGAGGAGCAGUUUCUGUACAGGGUCUUCCAGGGGCUGGGCAUAGAUUUCAGCUGGCAGGACCCCCACACAGAGUGUGGCAAAGCAUGGGUGCGUCUCCCAGAAUGCAUCCCCGUGUCCCUGUUUAGGGGAUUCUCUUCUUCCUCUGCUGCUUUUAAAAUUUGAAUGUGGAGCCAAUGCUUUAAGGGAGUUUUAGGGAGAAGGCACAUUUCAAGACUGAGGCCAAAGAUAAUCAGCAGGAGACCAUGUUGCGUUGGAUUACUCAGGGUGGGCC